This is a messenger RNA of Globicephala melas (long-finned pilot whale), 2778 nucleotides long. RefSeq names its product Bprotein-1-related complex subunit 8. NCBI's taxonomy places the organism in Eukaryota, Metazoa, Chordata, Mammalia, Artiodactyla, Delphinidae. Gene Ontology annotation, cellular component: BORC complex. The record is from RefSeq and is a predicted model, not a curated record. Gene Ontology annotation, biological process: positive regulation of transcription by RNA polymerase II. Gene Ontology annotation, molecular function: RNA polymerase II cis-regulatory region sequence-specific DNA binding; DNA-binding transcription factor activity, RNA polymerase II-specific; protein dimerization activity.
UCUGAAGAGUUCCCUGACCUUCUCCUCCCUCACUCCCAAUACCACCCACAGGUUUUCCCAGACGGAGCCAAGUGGCUCCACCUUCGGACAGACGGCGUCCCCGUCCAUAACAAUGUCUCCUGUGCGGUCCUGGGGGCUCAGGAGUGUGUGCAGGGAUUUGGUGGCAGCAGAGAGGUACAAGAAGGGAGUUUAUACGGCCCGAAGUGGGCACUGUGUGGAGUAUUCCCCCAAUAUGCCCCCGGAAAAGGGGUUCGGUAAAGGAGGGCGCCCUUCCCCUGCCUGAGUGUCCCUCCUGGAGCUUCAAGGGGUUCCCGGCCCCUCUUCACCCACCUGCCGAUUGCCUCUUUCCCCAGUUUCUAACUCACAGCCCUUCUCCUGUCUGGGUAGACUAAAGAUCGAGGAGGGCAGGCCAAUGAGUAGCGGAACUGGAGAAAUGCGGUGCCCCAGUUUCCCAGGGAUGGUUUAGGCAGCUGUCUCCACCCCAGACUUCCGGUUCCUGUCCUCGAAAUAGGGCCGCAGCCACCAUGGAGGAACCGGAGAUGCAGCUCAAGGGAAAGAAAGUAACAGACAAGUUCACUGAGAGUGUCUACGUCCUGGCCAACGAGCCAUCCGUGGCCCUGUACCGGCUGCAGGAGCACGUGCGCCGCUCUCUGCCUGAGCUGGCCCAGCAUAAGGCUGACAUGCAGCGGUGGGAGGAGCAAAGCCAGGGAGCCAUCUACACGGUGGAGUACGCCUGCAGCGCCGUGAAGAACCUUGUCGACAGCAGCGUCUACUUCCGCAGCGUGGAGGGCCUCCUCAAACAGGCCAUCAGCAUCCGAGACCACAUGAACGCCACAGCCCAGGGCCACAGCCCCGAGGAACCGCCCCCGCCCUCUUCAGCCUGAUCCCGGAAGAGACUUGGAGGUGCUUUGGCCCCUCUGACUCAGCCUUGCCCAGGAUUUUCCUCAGACGCCACCUCAUCAGGGCUACCCUGCAGCCCUAGGGGUCUCUCAGACCUCGCCUUGACUCACCUCUUGCCCCCCAGCCCAACCAAAGCUUGGACCCUUGGACACAGCCUUGUGGGACUUGGCAGGGACAGAAGACCAAGUAAGUGUGGCCAGCGCAUUCCUCUUGCUCUUGCCUGGAGCCUCUGGGCCAGCCAUGAAUGUCCUGAGACGAGGCUUUGCUGCCUCUGGAUUCUUACCCGCCCCCACUGGCCAUGGACACGGCCAUGGCCCCUCGGACCAGUAACUGCCACCAUGACAGUCCUGAACAUGCACCUGCUGUGUGCCCAGAUCUGUGCUGGAGGCUUCACAAGGGUCAUCUUUCAUCCUCAGACAGCCCUAUCAGGCAGGUGUCACCCAAAUGCAGAAGGGAAAAGAGAAGCUCCAAGAGGUGGCAUUGUUUGUGCGCGAUCACACAGAGAAGAGUAGACCCCGGCCUAGUUUGGUCCCAGCCCUGCCUCUGACAUGCUGUGUGACAUGGGUCUGGCACCGACCCUCCCUGGUGCUACCUUUCUCCAUCUCAACAAGGAAGGCUGGACUGGACCUUCUCUACAGGCUGAGGCAGGCAUUCGUGUACCUGCCUGCCUGGACUGCAUUCUGCCUCGAGCAGAAAUGCCCACCUCAGGCUCAGACCAUAAGGAGAAGCCACCCUAACUCCAGGGGUGGAUGUGGGACCCUGGCCUGGCUAGUCAGAGCCCCCCAUCUCCCAGGUCACAGUGAUUGGUUUGAGAUGGGCAUGCGAUCCAAUGAGAGAUCUUCCCUGAGGAUUUUGCUGGAAAAGUACCAUCUUCCUUCUGGGGUUGGUGAGCUCGGCAGAUGGACCAGGGGACCUGAGAACAUUGCCUGGGGCCCUGGAUCCAGCUGUACCUGACACUAGAAAAUCUCAAUUCUUCAGUUUCAUGAGUCCCUAAAAUUACUGUAUUUGCCAAAAUUGCUUUGAGUCUGUUUCUGCUGACUUGAGAAGAGCCCACGCUGAUCUGAUCCCUGCGAAUUCCAAGCCUGGGAGAUCAUGGCCCAUGGUUUGUACACCUCCGAGGCCAGCUGUGUGCCAACAAAGUGCCCAGCAAAAUGUAUAAAGAAGGGCAGAAUUGAGUUGUCGAGGUUAGAGCCAGGGUGGGUCCCAGGCUCACUGCUCUGGGAGGAUCCCCCAGUUUGGCCCAGAGAAGUGGUUGGGCGAGAGGGGUGGCAAAAGCCAAGGGCACCCUAGGGUAGACAGAGAGGGUCCUGGUGGGGUAUCAGGGCUGUGGAGGGGCCUGAGGGCUUGGGAGGAGGUUCAGGAACACAGGAGGUAUUAAUAAUUGCAUCCCACCACCAGGAACCAGGGUCAGCCCUCUCUCACCUCUCCUAGGGUGUACUGGGGGCCUGUGUGCUACCAUCAUGCCUUCCCCCUGCCCCAGCUCAGUUGAGGGGGAGGGAAGAGCCUCAGGUUCACACUGUUUUAGGCCCUGCCUGGUGUGUAACCCCCACAGAGUCACCCUCCCUCUCCACCCACUCUGAAGGCACCUCUCGUCCAUCUCUCCUCCUGCCAUGCAGCCAUGUAUCCAUCAUUGACGGUUCUCUCUGAGCUAGGCCCUGCCUGCCCAGGGGAUGCCCUGGUGAGCCAGACAGACCAACCCUGGCUCCAGCGCUCAGACCCGCUGGACAGACAGGCAGCUAAGUGAGGUAACUGCAUGUAUCUCAGAGGCAGCCUUGGAUGGCUCAGGCGCUGUGAGUUAGUGGGGGGCAGUCAUGAGGUGCCCUAGACCUUCCGAGGGCUCCCUGUCACCCACGGCCCCUGAACAUGACCUUAGCCAGU